CAGAAAGGGGCCUCAUUAUGCUGUGUGUAUGAUGCAUGUAUCAUGUAAAGAAGUGAUGAGUGUAGGAGGAGCGUGACUUCUCCGACAAAUUUUCUUUCCUCUUUAAGAUAAUAUGUACACGAAAACCUCAAAGCCUUUCCCCAUAAGUUCCAGGAACUAGACGCAGCGACUUCUUCCCUUCACUUCAGUCCUUUCUCUCCUCAUUCCACACCAACAGUGUUGUCUGCACUAGUAUCAUGUCUCCAAUUCUUCACCUAGUCAUUCUUUUCGUUUUCUUCGUGUCCAUCACUUUGUCACGUUCACACCCUCAAGGAAGCCAGCCCCGCACUACGUCACCCCUUCCAGUAGCACCAUCGACACCAAGGCCAGCUACGGUAAGAGGCUCAACGCCAUCUCGUACAACAGGAACUACAAAGACACAAGCGUCUCAUGGCGCCAUCAGGGGUACUGGAUUGAUUCCUCCACAAGGCGAUCACCCAGAAUGGUCCUACCGCAAUGGAGAAUACAUUCGCGACCAACAGGAUCAUUUUCGAUUUCAUUGCUAUCUAGCCAUGUCGCCGUACGGAGACUAUUCUCACAAAUGCCCAAUAGCAUUUCCUGGCGGCUUCCAGGUCUUGCAACAUUUCAGUGGAGGUUACAUCGCUCGAGUGGAAGAAAUGGAGAAAGUCGUUAUCGUUUUUAAGGGCUUCGCAACCUACCAAGACGUUGAUUUAACCCCGGCUUCAGUUUCUAGCUUUGUAUCUGACUGUGCCGACUGCAUGGUUGCAGCCGGAGUCAGAAACCAAUACCUACGCCUGAAGGCCGAGACGAAUGAUUUUGCUGUGGCUAAAAAUGCUGUCGUGACUUCGACAAACAACGGUGGUAAACAAAUGUUGUUCUCCGUUACUGGAUUGGGAUGGGGCGGUGCGCUUGCAGCCCUUUGUGCACUCGAGCUCGGGUCACAAAAUUGGGUCCAUUACUCUCACAAUUCGGGUACACCGCGCUUUAUGAACGACGCAGCUGUUCUCAGAUACGACAAUCUUUUCCAAUUCCUUGCUGGUCAAAGUGUAGUUUCCAACAAUGAUUACGCUGUUCAGUACGUGCCUAAGGGUGUUUAUUCACACAUUGGACAAAAAGUGAGAAUCCAUGGUGAAAAGUCACAGUGGUAUGUCAACUGCUUUGGAAACAAUGAAAAUUCAACAUGUCUCGGAGAUGGAUCAAGUUCUGCCGAUCACACCUUUUAUUUCACCCCGAUCGGUCAGUGCGGUUCUGCGGACAAAGGAUUUUAAUACUUCUCAAACUCGCUUUGUUUCCACCUACACGAGCCCCCCAUUGGGUUUGGGGGCUCAUGGACAUCCACUAUUUUGUCAAUUCUGUGCUUGUGUUGGCACAUUUCUUUCUUCUGUUUGAUUGUUUAUCCUCAGGAUUCUAGGACCAUCUUAGAUAUCCAUAAUGAAAUAAGAUUUUGGAAAUUUUUUGCUUC
Puccinia graminis f. sp. tritici CRL 75-36-700-3 is the source of this 1462-nucleotide messenger RNA. RefSeq lists its product as uncharacterized. The record is from RefSeq and is a predicted model, not a curated record. Lineage: Eukaryota; Fungi; Basidiomycota; Pucciniomycetes; Pucciniales; Pucciniaceae. Bases 237 to 1268 code for a protein of 343 amino acids. The transcript has 12 exons.